This is a messenger RNA of Rhodamnia argentea, 3031 nucleotides long. Its product is annotated as putative disease resistance RPP13-like protein 1. Gene Ontology annotation, molecular function: protein binding; ADP binding. Gene Ontology annotation, biological process: defense response to other organism. Bases 12 to 3023 code for a protein of 1003 amino acids. The transcript has a single exon. The record is from RefSeq and is a predicted model, not a curated record. Lineage: Eukaryota; Viridiplantae; Streptophyta; Magnoliopsida; Myrtales; Myrtaceae.
AGGAGUUGGAGAUGCUGAGAAGAAGUCACCAACUUAUCCCCCUGAUUUCUUUAGCCGUCUCAGUUCUGCAUCUGCAGCCAAAGCGAAACAUGGUUUGGUGGGAAGCAGUUCUCUCUCCGGCCCUGCAGGUGCUUUUUGACAAGCUAACGUCUGGAGAUAUCACAGAGUUUCUUCAUCGCUCAAACAUCGACGAAUUCCUCCUUGAGAAGCUAAAGAUUACAUAUUAUACAAACAUUGCUGUACUUGAUGAUGCAGAGGAAAAGCAGUAUGAUAAUCCGGCCAUCGAGACCUGGCUAGAUAUGCUUAAAGAAACGACUUAUGAAGCCGAGGACAUAUUGGAUGUGUUGGCCACAGAAGCAUUGAGAUGCAAGUUGCAAGCCGGCUCUCAAAACAUGGGGAAUCAGGUGCGCAAUUGGAACUUGGUUCAUCCUUUUAGAUCAUUUGAUGACAGCAUCAAGUCAAAGAUAACAGAAGUUGUCGAUAAAUUAGAAUACAUUGCUAAACAAAAAGAUUUGCUCGGACUAAAAGGUGAAGGUGGGAGGAAGUUUAGAAUCACUCGAAGAAUGCCAACAACUCCACUACUUGUCGAGUCUCAUGUUUUCGGUAGGGAUCAUGACAAAGAAGAGAUAAUUAGGUUACUUUUGGAGGACGACUGUGAAAGGCAAACUAGCGAGUUCUCUGUAGUCCCUGUCUUGGGGAUGGGUGGAAUUGGUAAGACUCUGCUUGCUCAAUUUGUCUUCAAUGACAGAAGGGUGGAUGAGUUUUUUGAUGUGAAAGCAUGGGCCUGUGUGUCUGAUCAAUUUGAAGUGGUCAGGGUAACCAAGGCGAUUCUUGAAUCGGCCACUCAUAAGUCAUGGGAAACCAUGAACUUGGAGCUGCUGCAGAAUAGCUUAGGAGAGAAGCUAAGCAAAAAGAAGUUUCUCAUCAUCUUAGAUGACUUAUGGGAUGACAACUGUGAGAAUUGGCAUGAUCUGAUAUUACCUUUGCUUGCUGGUGCCCGUGGGAGUAAAAUAAUGGUCACAACACGCACUGAAGCUGCUUUGUCAUCUAUGAAUGCCUGCGCUCCCUAUCGUCUCAGGGAAUUGUCAGAUGAUGCUUGUUGGUCAUUGUUUUCUCGACAUGCUUUUCCAAGUGCUGACUCGAGAACUCAUCAUCAGCUGGAAGUUAUCGGUAGAGAAAUUGGGAAAAAGUGCAGAGGUGUGCCUUUGGCUGCGAAAUCUUUGGGAAGCCUUCUUGGCUCCAAGUUAGAGAUUGACCAUUGGCAAGAGAUCUUGAAUAGCAAUCUCUGGGAUUUGCCAACCAGAAGAAACGGCAUACUUCCUGCUCUGCAGUUGAGCUAUCAUCACCUUCCUGCAAAUUUAAAGAGAUGUUUUGCAUAUUGUUCAUUAUUCCCAAAGGACUACGAAUUUGACAGAGACAAACUAGUCUUGCUAUGGAUGGCCGAAGGGUUUGUUCAGCAAGGAGAAGAUAAUAAAAGAAUGGAAGAUGUAGGUGUAGAGUACUUUAACGAUCUGUUAUCAAGAUCAUUCUUCCAGGAGUCAACUGCGGAUAAAUCACGGUACGUCAUGCAUGACCUGAUUAAUGAUUUGGCUCAGCUAGUGUCGAGAAAGAUGCGCCUAAGCUGUGACGGUAGAUUAGGGCUGCAAAAGCCAACUGGUUUUUUGGGAAAGGCUCGUCACUUCUCCUAUCCUCGUGGUAGAUAUGAUGUGUACAAGAAAUUCGAGUCCUUAAUUGAAGUCGAGUGGUUACGGACAUUCCUGGCAUUGUCUCCAUAUGAAACCGGAUUUUGCUACUUAAGCAGUAAGGUGGUCACAGAUCUUUUGCCUAGGUUGAGACGCCUGAGGGUGCUUUCUUUGAGUGGCUAUUGCAUCACUGAGCUACCCGACUUGAUUGGCGAUUUGAAAAAUCUCCGUUACCUGAACCUCUCGCACACUGCCAUUAAAUCUCUACCUCAAUCUGUAUGUACUCUAUACAACUUGCAGACAUUGAUGUUGAAUGAUUGUGAUUCCCUUGAAGAGUUGCCUACAGAUUUGACAGACCUAAUUAAUUUGCAAUAUUUCGACAUAAGUAGAAGCAGAAUACCGUGCAUGCCUUUGCAUAUGAGUAGAUUGAGAAAUCUUCGCACUCUGCCUGAAUUUCGCGUGGGCCCUACAAGCGGUUCUGACAUAGGAGAGUUGCGCGAUAUGGUGCAUCUCCAUGGAGAACUCACCUUAACGAGGUUGGAAAACGUUGAAGAUGCUUGGGAUGCAAGGAAGGCCAAUUUGACAAAUAAGAAGCAUCUGAUCACAUUGACAAUGGAAUGGAGCAGCAACUUCGAAUUACAAGACGAAAAUGUUCAGAUAACCGUCCUGGAGAUGCUACAACCUCAUUCGAAAGUAAAGAAGGUCGACAUAAGAUGGUAUGGAGGCACAAGGUUUUCAUCUUGGUUGGGGGACCCUUCCUUCUCUAACAUGGUGUUCCUCAGCCUCACAGAUUGUCGAAGAUGUGUGUUCUUACCCCCAUUGGCCCAGCUAUCUUCGCUGAAACAUCUUUGCAUCAAGGGACUGACUGCUGUGAAGAGCGUUGGCAUGGAGUUUUAUGGGUAUGCCUUAUCUCGUGGCAAGCCUUUUCCCUCGCUGGAGACUCUUAGUUUCAAAGACAUGUUGGAGUGGGAGGACUGGUCCUGUCCUCUAGAUGAUAAAGGAAUUGCAGCGUUCCCGACCCUUCGCGAGCUUUAUAUUGAGAGUUGUCAGAACCUAAGGGGAAAACUACCUGACCAUCUUCCUUGCUUGGAGAAACUUGUGAUUCAUGAAUGCAAGCAGUGGGCAUCUCCACUCCCGAGGCUACCUCUGCUCAGGCAUCUAGACAUCAGAAGAUGCGGCGCGUCAUCACUUGGAACCGCCCUCGAAAUGAGCUCACUUCUCUCCUUGCAAAUUAGUGAGAUCUCAAAUUUCACUCACUUCAACCCGGGUCUGAUGCAACAUUUGACACAGCUCAAGCGUUUAAACAUCACAGAUUGCGCUGAUCUUAACUAUUUGUGCUAAGAUGAUGU